This is a messenger RNA of Emiliania huxleyi CCMP1516, 1872 nucleotides long. RefSeq lists its product as hypothetical. The annotation marks the transcript as partial. The transcript has a single exon. The record is from RefSeq and is a predicted model, not a curated record. NCBI's taxonomy places the organism in Eukaryota, Haptophyta, Isochrysidales, Noelaerhabdaceae.
AUGGGUAGCAACGGUGGGGCGCGAGGCGGGCGGAGCGGCCGUGACGGGCGCGUUUUGCCCUUCCCUCCGGCGCCUCCGGGCGGCACCGUCGGCUACACGAUGAGCAGCUCGACGCACCGCUGGCCUGAAGAGGAGCCGCCGCUCAAGGAGGCGCCCAACAUCCUGAUUGUCAUGUUUGACGACGCCGGCUUUGGCCAGCCGAGCGCGUUCGGCGGCGGCAUCGCCACGCCGAGUCUCGAGAAGCUCAAGGCGACAGGGAUCAGCUACAACGCGUUCCACACGACGGCGAUGUGCUCGCCGACGCGCGCUUCGCUCCUCACCGGCCGGAACCACCACGCCGUCGGCUCUGGCCAGAUCGCCGAGCUCGCGAACGCAUGGGACGGCUACACGGGCGUGAUACCCAAGACUGCUGCCACUCUGCCAGAGGUUCUCCGCCACUACGGGUAUGCGACCGCGGCGUUUGGCAAAGACCACAACACGCCCGUCGAUUCGCUCGGCUCUGGGCCCUUCGACCGCACGCCGACCGGGCGCGGCUUUGACCACUUUUACGGCUUCAUGGCGGGAGAGACGUCGCAGUACGAGCCGCUGCUGUGGGAGGGGAACGUCCAGAUCCCGACGCCGGCGGCGGUCGAGGGCGGAGGAGCGUACCACUUGACCGAGGACCUCGCCGACAAGGCGAUUGGCUGGAUGCGGCGGACCAAGGCGCUGCACCCGAGCCGCCCCUUCUUCGUCUGGUGGACGCCAGGGGCAGUGCACGGGCCUCACCACGUGAGCGCGCGGUGGGCGGACAGGUACAAGGGCGCCUUCUCGGGCGGGUGGGACGCAUACCAGAAAGAGACAGUGGCGCGGCAGAAGGCGAUGGGGUGGCUGCCGGAGGAGGCGGAGCCGUCGGCAAGGCCAGAGGGGCUGCCGGCGUGGGAGUCGCUGAGCAAACAGGAGAGGGCGUUCCAGGAGCGGCUGAUGGAGGUGUACGCUGGCUUCCUCGAGCACACCGACUACCAGAUGGGCCGCGUGGUGGGGGAGGUGGAGGCCUUGGGCUUGCGCAACGACACGCUCAUCAUCGACAUCUUCUCGGACAACGGCGCGUCGGCCGAGGGCAUGGGCGGCACCGUCGCCGAGCUCAACGCGCAGAACGGCUUCACCUCGACGGUCGACGAGCAGCUCCGCGUGCUUGGCGCCCUGGGCGGCUUGGCGGCGAUCGGCGGCGCAAAGACGGACAACAUGUACCACGCGGCGUGGGCGUGGGCGGGCGGCGCGCCGUUCAGGUUCACCAAGCUCGUGGCGUCGGAUUGGGGCGGGACGCGCACGCCGAUGGUCGUGAGCUGGCCGGGGCGGGUAAUGCCCGACCGCACGCCGCGCCGCCAGUUCCACCACGUCAACGAUGUCGCGCCGACUGUCUACGAGCUGCUCGGCAUCUCUCCACCGGAGGUCGUCGACGGGCACGCGCAAGACCCGAUCGACGGCGUGAGCUUCGUGUACACGUUCGACGACGCCGGCGCGGCCGAGCGGAAGGAGACGCAGUACUUCGACAUCAUGGGUAGCCGCGGAGUGUACCACAAGGGCUGGCUAGCGUCCACCUUCGGGCCGCGUGCCCCGUGGGAGAUGGGGGCGCCAGACCUGGCCACGUGGGACCCGACACAGGAUGCAUGGCAGCUGUACGACACGCGCCUGGACUACUCUCUGGCCAGGGACCUGAGUGGACAGCCGGCGCAUGCGGGCCGGCUCAGCGCGAUGAGGGCGCUGGCGGACGCCGAGUUCCGCGCAAACAAGGUGCUCCCUGUUGGAGGAGGCCUCUACGUCCUCCUCCAUCCGGCAGAAGUCAAGCGGACGUCAAACACGCAGUGGCGGCUCUUCCCGGGCAUGGCUCGCAUC